Daphnia carinata is the source of this 1374-nucleotide messenger RNA. RefSeq names its product store-operated calcium entry-associated regulatory factor-like. Lineage: Eukaryota; Metazoa; Arthropoda; Branchiopoda; Diplostraca; Daphniidae. The transcript has 6 exons. Gene Ontology annotation, cellular component: endoplasmic reticulum membrane. The coding region runs from base 208 to 1218 and encodes 336 amino acids. The record is from RefSeq and is a predicted model, not a curated record. Gene Ontology annotation, biological process: regulation of store-operated calcium entry.
ACACGUGUAUCUGGAAAGCGGAUAAUAAAAAUUUCUUAGGUGAAGCAAUAGUUGUGAAAUAAAUCGCAUCACUUAACGUUUUUAUAAUGCUGGAUACUCGACUGUUUAGUUCUUUCUCAGUGUUAUCAGUCACGGGCUCUACUUAGAGUGAUAACAAAUAUAUCUACAGUAUCUUAUUGUGCAUCUUCACUUUCUGUGUUAAGUAAAAUGAAAAACUUUGCUAUUCUGCUGUUUGUGGUUUGCUGUUGCCUUGUGGCAACGGUCAGCACAUAUGGUGGGUCUUCAGAUGGCAUCAAACUAAGUGAAGUUAAAGUACUUACUCUAUACCAUGGAAAAAUGACCACUGGUAGACGUUCUUCGCCAGUUCCACAAUUAAAAUGUGUGGGAGGAAGUGCUGGAUGCAAAGCAUUCACACCCAAGGUAGUUCAAUGUUACAACAAAGGAUGGGAUGGCAAUGACAUUCAAUGGGAAUGUAAAACUGACAUGGAUAAUGCUUACCGCUUUGGUGACAUCUCAGUCUCAUGUGAAGGCUACUCUUAUGCUGAUGAUCCAUUUAUUUUAAAAGGAUCUUGCGGACUUGAAUACACCUUAGAUUUAACAAAAGAGGGCUAUGGAAACCAACAAGGACAUGAUUAUUACGGCAGUGCUUUCCAUGCAAAUGAUAGAAAGGGCAAUUACAGUGCUGAAGAGCCUAAGACAUCGUUUCUGGGAAAUCUUAUUCCUCUAGCUGCAGUUGGGUUGAUUAUCUAUGCCCUUUACAGGACGUGUAUUGCACCCCCUUCUGAACGAGUCUUUCAAUCUAGUACCACUAGCGAUGAUUUUGGUGGAUACCCAGGAGGUGAUCCAUAUCGCGCAAAUGCCCCUCCUCCUCCUGCGGGAUUUCGAUCAGAAUUUGCACCGGAUACUGGAUCGCCCUUUGAAGCGUCUUGCGGAGGAGGGCAAGCUGGUUUUGGCAGUGCGACUGGUGGCGGUCGUCCGGGCUCUAGUGCUGGAGGAUUUUGGACAGGGGCUGCUGCAGGAGGACUACUUGGUUAUAUGUUUGGAAACCGAGGGAACGCCAGAACAUCUCAUACAUACAGGGCUGAUAGAAAUGACUACUCGGACAACGCAUUUUGGGGCGGAACUUCUAGGAGAGGUAGUGGUUAUUCACCGUCAAGUGGAACGUCAAGUACCGGCACCAGAACAGCAUCAGGAUUUGGGGGAACGACACGCCGCUGAGUUUCAAGUCUUAAUCGUCAUUCUGUAGGAUACUUUGUCCAAACACUUGAUUAUCUUGAUUUUUGAAAUUAACAUAUAGACGCUGAAAUUGCUGUAGCUACCGUAACACUUUCUAUUAAUUUGUUUGUUUAGCAAAAAAGUAGUUAUAAAAUUUGA